CUCCCCUUUCAAGCAGCCGCACACACUGUAAGAAUUCUUGCAAGAGGGAAUGUGAAUCCUGGAGCUAAUUCUGCCCUUUUCCACCAGCCCCCUCCCUGAGGGGCUCAGCUGGCCAUGCUAAAAGCUGCAGUAGAAAGGUGAAAACGAAUAUUACAAGAUCUUGGAAGCAUCUGAGGUUUAAUGAGGACUUUCCAGCAUUCCAGACUGCUGCCCUGCAAUGAAGCUCUGAGUCACGGUCUUUGGGGCUAAGGUAUUGGCAACAAUGUGGAACCCCAGGACAGCCAACCUGACUAACCUUCGCUGUAACCAGGAUCCCAAAAGGGGUCUGGCAUGAAAUCAGAGCAUAGAGAAAGACUUGCUUGUUAAUGGAAACAGGAAAGAAAAAAAGGGUUUCCAACAAAUUGCAACAGACUUUCCACCAUUCUAAAGAACCCACCUUCCUUAUCGACCAAGCCGUUCUAUCUAGUGACUCCCAUUCCAGCCUUUUGCCAGAAACAGAGCAUGUCAAUCCUGCUGGAAAAAUAAAGAUAGGACCUCUGACAAGACCUGGAACAGUGAUACUCUCAAAACGGUCCAGUAGGAGAAUUAUGUCAGAAAGUCCGCACAGCCCCCCUGUGAUACCAUCCCGCAGGCCUGGAUUCCGGGUGUGCUAUAUCUGUGGCCGAGAAUUUGGCUCCCAAUCAAUUGCCAUUCAUGAACCCCAGUGCUUGGAGAAGUGGCGUGUUGAAAACAGCAAGUUGCCCAAACACCUGCGGAGGCCAGAACCCUCCAAACCACAGCCUCUCAGGGGCAGUGGGUCCUACAAUCUUCAGGCCGUGAACGAAGCAGCGUUUCAAAGUUCCCAGGCUCAGCUGCUGCCCUGUGAAUCCUGUGGCCGCACAUUCUUGCCAGAUCGUCGUCUUGUUCACCAGAGGAGCUGCAAGCCGAAGGGUGAGGGGCCCAGAGCACCAAACCCCAACCGUUUUGAUGAUCCGACUGGUGCCAGGAAAGCUGCUGGUGGCAUCCCAGCCCGACCAAAGACUCUCAUCUGCUACAUUUGUGGUAGGGAAUUUGGCACUCUGUCCCUUCCUAUUCAUGAGCCCAAAUGCCUAGAAAAGUGGCAAAUAGAAAACGACCGGCUCCCCAGGGAGCUCCGCCGACCACUCCCACGGAAGCCUCAGCCCCUUCCAACUGGACAGUCCAACCAAGAGGAGCCAAGUCAAGCUCAGCUGGUGCCCUGUGCAAAUUGCGGCCGGACCUUUGCCCCAGACCGCCUUCUGGUACACCAGAGAAGCUGUAGGGUUCAACCAAGUGCACCAAAAAUUCAGAAUUUGACCUUAGGGAGGAAAGGUGGCCUGAAAGAGUCCACAAAUUCCAAGCAGCAAAGGAACAUGGCAGUGCCCACUGUGACUGAUAAGCCAGCAAUGAUAAGGCGUCCACCAACAAUCAUCUGCUACAUUUGUGGCCGUGAAUAUGGAACAAAAUCCAUUGCCAUCCACGAGCCACAAUGUCUGAAAAAAUGGCAUAACGAAAACAACUUGUUGCCCAAAGAGUUAAGGAGAUCAGAACCCAAGAAACCAGAAGUCAGGAUCAUUACUGCCAAAGGUUUCUAUGAUCUCGAUGCCUUAAAUGAAGCUGCUUGGACAAGUGCCCUGAGCCAGUUGGUUCCCUGUAAUAUUUGUGGGCGUACCUUCCUGCCAGACAGACUGAUUGUUCACCAACGAUCCUGUAAGCCAAAAGUCGCCAAGUAAAGCCCUUUCUCCCAGCAACAGUGUUACAGGACUUAGAUCCUUUCAAGAGAGAUGGGGGUACGGAGGGAAGGAGAAAAAGGAGGCGAGGAGAAGAAACAAGAAAAACUGAAAUUGUCACGAGGCUGUCUACGGGAAGCCAGCUGGGUGCUUGGGUGGCACGAACGUGACCGUGAUGUGGUGGGCAGGCGCUCUGCCUUCAGCAAGCAGCUGCAUGCAUGUGCACAGACACACGGGGGGCUGUGUCACACUCUGUCAAGCAGAAUUACAGUGGGCCACCCCUCAUGGGGGCUGGCUUUUUUGUCUCGAGAAAAUUUCAGAGCCAACUGUUGGUGUUUUUCCACCAUUCUCUCCCCGCACCCACCCAGCAAGACUUUGAACUUCACAGUUAGGUCUCUUAUUAUUCUGGGAACAGAGGUUUCAGGUGGUCAUUUCAGGCAACUCCUUAAGUCUCAAGAAAAACUGGAUUCCUUCCCAUCCCUGUGCUUUCUGAAAUAAUGUACCAUUCCCUGUUUCCUCUGAUCCGGGGAAAAGUUUUUAAUUGAGCUAGUGAUUGGGAAUCUUUUCUCUGUAAAAUCAUUGCAUGACAAAGACGUUCAAAAAAGAGCUAAGGAGUUCAAGUACUAGAACGAUGUCUAACUCAUACUCCCUUGCUAAGAGCAGGAAAUGCUACAGAGAAAUUUCAGAACCGGUUCCAGCUUCAUAUGUCACAAGAUUGCUACAGCGCCAUUCAUCAAAUGGGUGGAGGUUAGCUCCUUCCUUCUAUAGGCGAAGUCCAGAGAGUUCUCUCUGUCCUCACAGGGGCUUAUAGGUGUUUUAUUGUUGAGGUCUACGAUCUUGCCAGGAAGUUCUGCACCACCCCACCCACUACCCCUGCAAUGGGUUGUGAAACUGCCCUGUAUUUUAGGCCUUGAAUGUGUAUUCAUAGGGGCAAGGCUCUCCUGGGAGGAGGCCAGGGUCAGGGAGGUGCUCUGCCCAGGAAAUUCUGCUCCCCCUCUGGGCAGUUUUGCUUGAGAUCUUUGUUCCUGUUAUGGCUGAAGUUCAGAGCCAUUCUGGAUCCCCUGGGUUCCUGCAAACCUUGCAUUCACGACCUAACCCAGCACGUUAACUCCACAUUCUACAAGCAAAUUUAGUUGACCUAAUGUUUUAGUCACACAUCUCCAUAUUAUAAGCGGUUAGGUUAAGAUGAUUGCCCUAAUUGUUCUUUUUUUUUUUUCCUGCCUGUUCUAAAGGAAGAAGAGGUUAACUUUUCAAAUAGUCUUUAGAUAACCUCAGAGAAGAUUACCAUCUUGAGAAAGACAGCAUUUAAUGACCCGUUGAUGGUUUAGUUCUUUUAUUUUGCGGGCAAAAAUGACAUUUAGUAAUGGAGUUAGUAUAGCGUGAGUCAGACUCUGUGCCUCAUGCUUCCCAUACUUCAGUGUAUAUAAAUCUCACAUCAACCCUACAAGGAGACGUUAUCUAUAUUUUACAUCCGAGGAAACUGGUAUUUAAAUAGGUCAAUAGAUAACUAGAGGUCACACUGGGCUGGAGUCGAGUGAAGCAAACUCGCGACCGUUGGAAUUCCAAACUCAUACUCUUUGCCAGUGCUAUUUGUGUGAUGGAUGUCAUCACGAACACAAUGAACUGUACUAACCAACGAUCUGCCAGGUGUGAUUUUUUUUUUUUUUAAUCCAGUGUUUAGCACCUAAGGCAACUGGGAAUCUCAGCAUGCUUGUAGUUUUUGCCUGCUGGAAUUUUUGGUCAACUGUGGAGGUGAAAACAGAAGUCGGUCGGAACUGCCCUCGCUGUCUUGCAGAGGCCACUGUGCCUUCUGCUAAUGGUGGAAGCAGUCAAAUGGGGGAAAUAAAGCAGAAGUGCUGGUCUCAACUUUGAAAGCAGUUGCCUAAAAAAGACAUCCUUAUACACAUUUCUUUCAAAGCAUGACCAAAAAAAAAAAAAAAUCAAAAUAAAUGAC
Molecule: messenger RNA, 3681 nt
Organism: Lynx canadensis (Canada lynx)
Lineage: Eukaryota; Metazoa; Chordata; Mammalia; Carnivora; Felidae
Product: zinc finger protein 474-like
Exons: 4
Coding region: 366-1730 (454 amino acids)
Source: RefSeq, a predicted model, not a curated record